ACUUGCAUGAAAUAUCAGUUAGCUUGAAAUGAGUGAUACUUAUCUGUUUCUUUAUGGCACUUUUCAACAGGAUUUAAUGAAUGAACAAACAGUGGCUGCUUCUCAUGACUGUCCUGCAAACCAUAUUUAUAACUCUUAAUCUAGCUGGCCUUGCAACAAAAGACAGCCCAGGAGACACGAAGCAAGACCUAAGUAGCAUGAUAGCUCAAGGCAUCUUGGGGUUCAUGCGACCCUUGCGCAGUGGACUGAAUGUGAGCAAGACUCGCUUUAUUUUCCUCUGUGGGGUGACAGAACAGAAUCGUGUGCCAGCAAAGCAGGUGUCAAGAAGGGGUUUCAGCUCAACGUGCAAGCUCCAGGGUGCCCCGGGGAGUCAAGGCUCUGCAGACCAGGUGACAGUGCAUUUUAUAAAUCGGGAUGGAGAGCGACUUACAACCACAGCCAAAGAAGGGGAGAGUUUGCUAGAAGUGGUAGUCAAUCAAAACUUGGCCAUUGAUGGAUUUGGUGCAUGUGAAGGGACAUUAGCCUGCUCCACCUGUCACCUUGUCUUUGAGAAGGAUGCCUUUCAAAAGCUGGAUGCCAUCUCAGAUGAAGAGAUGGACAUGCUGGACUUGGCAUAUGGACUCACUGAGACAUCUCGCCUCGGUUGCCAGGUGCGCAUUAAGAAGUCGAUGGAUGGUCUGACAGUGCAGGUCCCCAUGGAGGUAUCAGACAUCAGGAGGCAGCUGGAGGUCGGAAAGCAAAGCAAACAGUAACUGGAAACGACUCCUGCCCAACCCACUUCCUUUAGGUGUGGCAGGGCACUUUGCUUUUGGUUAACACUGGUGCUCUUUGGGGCUGGCUUGCAGUAGACAAUGGAAGUCUGAUUUAGUAUGUACAACUGUUCAGCAAAUCUCUUCUUUAAAUAAAGCUUGAUGCUAGGA
Cygnus olor (mute swan) is the source of this 920-nucleotide messenger RNA. RefSeq names its product adrenodoxin-like. Gene Ontology annotation, biological process: P450-containing electron transport chain; positive regulation of oxidoreductase activity. Gene Ontology annotation, cellular component: mitochondrion. The record is from RefSeq and is a predicted model, not a curated record. Bases 81 to 752 code for a protein of 223 amino acids. The transcript has 5 exons. Gene Ontology annotation, molecular function: 2 iron, 2 sulfur cluster binding. NCBI's taxonomy places the organism in Eukaryota, Metazoa, Chordata, Aves, Anseriformes, Anatidae.